Messenger RNA from Hylaeus volcanicus, 1218 nucleotides. RefSeq names its product probable replication factor C subunit 2. Gene Ontology annotation, cellular component: nucleus; DNA replication factor C complex. Bases 19 to 1056 code for a protein of 345 amino acids. Gene Ontology annotation, biological process: DNA-templated DNA replication; DNA repair. The record is from RefSeq and is a predicted model, not a curated record. NCBI's taxonomy places the organism in Eukaryota, Metazoa, Arthropoda, Insecta, Hymenoptera, Colletidae. The transcript has 11 exons. Gene Ontology annotation, molecular function: DNA binding; ATP binding; DNA clamp loader activity.
UAUAGUGACAGUUCAUCAAUGAAAAUAAUAUCUGGUCGAGUUAGUCACAGACAUUUUUUUUUUAAAAUGAAAGAAAUUUGGCUAGAAAAAUAUCGUCCUAAGCUUCUUGAUGAUGUUGUCGGAAAUACUCAAAUUAUAUCACGAUUACAAAGCCUUCAAACGAAUGGGAAUAUGCCACACAUUUUAUUGGUUGGACCUCCUGGUACAGGGAAAACAACAAGUAUACUAGCACUCGCUAGAUCUUUGCUAGGAAGCUACUACAAACAUGGUGUUAUUGAAUUGAACGCCUCUGAUGACAGAGGUAUUGAUGUAGUUCGUGAUCGCAUUAAAGGAUUUGCAAGAGAAAAAGUCGAAUUGCCUGACGGUAAACAUAAAAUUAUAAUUUUGGAUGAAGUUGAUUCCAUGACCGAAUCUGCACAACAGGCUUUAAGACGUUUAAUGGAGGUUUAUUCAAAUACUACUCGUUUUGCUUUAGCUUGUAAUCAAUCCACUAAAAUUAUUGACCCCAUCCAAAGUCGCUGUGCGAUUAUUCGAUUCACCAAGUUAAAGGAUGCUGAUAUUCUUAAAAGACUAAAGUUUAUAUGUGAAAAAGAAAAUGUCGUUUAUGAAGAGAAUGGAUUAGAAACUUUAAUUUUAACAGCUGAAGGAGACAUGCGAAACGCCAUUAAUAAUCUGCAAUCGGCUGCAAGCGGUUUUGGUAUAAUAAAUCGUGAAAACGUUAUUCAGGUUUGUGAUAUGCCACCGCCCGAGACAAUAACGGAAGUGAUUCGCUCUUGUUUAUCUGGAGAUUGGAACAAAGCCCAUACAUUAGGUUAUCAACUUUUUGAAGAAGGUUAUACACCGUUAGAUAUUAUUAGUAUAAUGAAGACACUUUUACGACGUCUUUCCUUAGCAGAAAUAAUUUCAUUAGAAUAUCUAAAGUUAAUCAGUCGAUAUCAAUUUAAUUUAUUGGAUGGAGUUAACUCUAAGCUUCAAUUCGAUGCAUUAUUAGCCAGUUUAUGUUCUGUGAGCAUACAAAUCUGUGAUACAAAGGAGCGUAUGCUAACAAUAGAAUAACAAUUUUUUUUUCCGUUUUAAAAAAGAAAACAAAGGCUUAACAUUAAUUUUUUAAUUUUUUAGUCCGGACCACGUAAAUAAUUGAUUCUUAUUCUACUACCAAAUAAUUUUAAUUACAAUAUGACUUUUACGAAUCGCGUGAUUUUUUUGGGCCUACGCUUA